AUGAUCUUCAGGUUAAAACACGGACUUGGUGCAAUACAUAUUAUAGCGAUAGAAGCCACUGAUAAUAAUGACAAAAUUCUUCGCUGCUAUAUUAAUGGAUCCUUUUCUACAUUUCAAGACUUUAGUUUUGACAAUCCUACACCUUUGCUAAACUCAUCAUGUUAUGACCCGUCAAAACAGACGGUAUUUUACACAUAUGGUUUUGGUGGCAAAAAUAACGGUCCCUCUGUAGAAACCCUGUUCAGAGCGUAUGUGGCUUUGAACUUCAACUUUAUACUGGUGGGUUGGGAGAAAGGCGCUUCGAAUGAAUCAGGUGUACUUGGUUAUCCAACAGCUGCAGAAAAUGCUUUAAUUGACGGGAAACAAUUAGGUCAAGUUUUAAUAACCUUGACCAAUGCUGGAUUGAGCGCAAUAAGCAUUAUCUUGAUAGGAUUUUCACUGGGAGCACAUUUUAUGGGAGAAGCCGGAAAAGAAUUCCAAACAAGUGGACAAAUUAUUCCAUUGCUUAUUGGCUUAGAUCCUGCGGGUCCACUAUUCUUAGUACGAGGUAUAAAUCCCCAGUGCGCCGUAUUUGUGUGUAUUCUCCACACGAAUCCCAGCGGACUGGGCACGACUCAAAGUAGAGGCAGGGUGGACGUGUGGCCUAAUUGCCCGUCUCGAGUACAACCUGCCUGCGCGGCUGCUGGAGGUGGCAUUGGCUUUAUGACACCAGAGAAUAUGUGCAGUCAUGAUACCUCCUGGAGGUACUAUGCAGAAGCAAUAACGAUGUCGAAUACGCAUGUAGCCAGACCGGCGUCGAGUUGCAGGAGCUUUAGAGCGGGAAAUGGAGGCAAUCUGACCUUUACGAUACAGGUCAACCUUGAUACUAGCCGGCGUGGAAAUUUCUACUACGUCACCAACGCAGCACCUAUUUAUGGCAGAGGAGUGGCUGGAGCAAAUCCGAAUUAACUGAAGCAUUUUGUCAAUCCAUGUUAGAUAGAUGCGUACCGCCCAUAUUAAUUCCUACCCCAUAUUAAAUGCGUCGCACGAAAAAUGCGCUUGAAUCUACAAGAUGUAGAAAGUUUAUUUGCAGUUAGUAACUCUCUGGAACUACU
Molecule: messenger RNA, 1094 nt
Organism: Maniola jurtina (meadow brown)
Lineage: Eukaryota; Metazoa; Arthropoda; Insecta; Lepidoptera; Nymphalidae
Product: lipase member H-like
Exons: 7
Coding region: 1-948 (315 amino acids)
Molecular function (GO): lipase activity
Source: RefSeq, a predicted model, not a curated record